Molecule: messenger RNA, 183 nt
Organism: Loa loa (African eye worm)
Lineage: Eukaryota; Metazoa; Nematoda; Chromadorea; Rhabditida; Onchocercidae
Exons: 2
Coding region: 1-183 (60 amino acids)
Source: RefSeq, a predicted model, not a curated record
AUGGAAAUUGAUGAUAGUAGUAGCAAUAGUAGUAAUGGUCAUAACAGUAGUAGUAGUGGUGGUAGUGGUAGUAGUAGUGGUCAUAGGAGUAGUAGUAGUGGUAGUUGUGGUAGUAGUAGUGGUCAUAGCAGUAGCAGUAGUAGUGGUAGUAGUAGUAGUGGUAAUAGUAGUGGGGAGUGUUAG